AUGACUUUUGGAACUAUUUUUUCUUUCUAUGGUAACCCAGGCAGUGGAAAAAGUACACUCUGUAAUGCUAAAUUGAGGAAAACAGUAUUUAAAUCUGGUGUGAGUGUAGGAACUGGAUUGACAACUUUUUCAGAAUCACAUCAAGAUGGAAACAAUCUUAUCAUUGAUUCUCCAGGUUUAGCAGAUCCAAUAAAGAGAAAUGAAGCUGCCAAACAAAUCGAAUCAUCACUUAAAAAGGUACUUAAUAUUAUUGAUAAUAUUGAUUAUCCUGAAGUUACUUUAGAGUCAGGUAGAGUGCGACUUCAAGAUGUUGAAACAUUAAAUAGUAUUUUAAAGGCAAUUACUGUUGAAUUUGAAUAUGGUUUAAUUAUCAACAAAGUAACCAAACAAGUACAUCAACAUUUGUUGAGUUCACCUGCCAAUCUUCAAGCUUGUAUUCAAAUGGUAGAGAAACAACCGCUGAGAACUCUCAUUGUCAAACACAUGUCCGAGCUGUACGAUGAAGAUAAUGUUUUGGUUGAGGAUAAAGAAACAUUGGAUUCUCUAAACGGUUUCCUUGAAUCUUUACCAAGAAACUUUAUUGAACAAAAAGAUGUUACAACUGUUGAAGUCAAGGAUUAUGACAAGAAAGUGAAAGAGAUGGAACUACUUAUGACCAAGUUAACCGAGCAAAUAGAAUUGGAGAAAGAGAACAACAAGAAGUUGGGUGAGAAAACUCUGAAAUUGGAAGCUGAUUUAACGCAGCAAAGAUUAGAGAGUAAAGAGAGUACUGAAAGAAUGAUGAAUCAAAUUUUGGAUAUGAAUCAGAAACAGAUAGAGCAGACUGCCGAGUUUCAAAGAAAUAUGCAAGAACAAAUGAGACUGACCACUGAAGCAUUGAACAAACCUCCUGUUAUCAUUGAGAAAGGUGGAUCAGGUCCUUGUUCAAUAAUGUAG
Molecule: messenger RNA, 936 nt
Organism: Heterostelium album PN500
Lineage: Eukaryota; Evosea; Eumycetozoa; Acytosteliales; Acytosteliaceae
Exons: 4
Coding region: 1-936 (311 amino acids)
Molecular function (GO): GTP binding
Source: RefSeq, a predicted model, not a curated record